GCGCCCCAGUCCUGGGGGUGGCGCUGAGCUCGCCGAGGGAGGGUCGACUGGUGGGCGGCGCCUCUCCGGGCUGGAGGCCGCUCCUGGCCGGCGCCGCCCUCUGUCUCUCGCCGUCCCUCCCUCCUGCACGCCCGCGCUCCGAGCCAGAGCUUCCUGCGUCCCCAUCCCGGUCCCGGAGCCGGCGGUGCGCCUUCUCCGCCGCCGCCUCCCUCGACCGAGACCCCCACCCCGAACCUCCGGCCCUGGGAUCACAGCGCCCCGAAGGAGGCAGCCCGGGGUGGGGGGGGGGUGGGGUACCGGGUCGUGGAGUCCCCGGUCCCCGGCCGCCCGACCGUGACGGAGCUGGACCCGCAGCCGCCCGGACCUCUCGGCCGCAGCUGUCCACACAGGAUGCCUCAAAUUUGCUGGAAACCGUCCCUCGGGAGGUCAGCCGCUGUUUCUUUAGGGCGGCACUAGGGAUUUCGUUCCGUGCAUUGAAGGGGUUUUUGUUGUUCCUGCUGCUGCUGCUGCUGCUGCUGUUCCCAUUUGUUUAUUUUCUUUCUCUGCACCGGGCCUCGCCCCGCUCCCACUGGCAUGAUGGCCCAGUCGAAGGCCAACGGCUCCCACUAUGCACUGACCGCCAUCGGCCUGGGGAUGCUGGUUCUUGGGGUCAUCAUGGCCAUGUGGAACCUGGUGCCUGGGUUCAGCGCCCACGAAAAGCCGACCGCUCAUGGGAACAACAAGACGGAGAUAGGCAGCGGCAUUCUCAAGAGCAAGACCUUCUCCGUGGCCUACGUGCUGGUCGGGGCUGGGGUGAUGCUUCUGCUGCUCUCCAUCUGCCUGAGCAUCCGGGACAAGAGGAAGCAGCGGCAGGGCGAGGAGAUGGCCCAUGUCCAGCACCAGCGGGGGGUCGAGCCGCAUGCCCCGGAGGAAGACAGCCAGGAGGAGGAGGAGGAGGCCUCCUCCAGGUACUACGUCCCCAGUUAUGAGGAAGUGAUGAACACCAACUACUCGGAACCGAGGGAAGUGGACCAGAACCCCAGGAUGAGCAUCUCUCUCCCCUCCUAUGAGUCCUUGACUGGGCCUGACGAAACGAGCCCCACGGCUGCCAGGGCCAACGCAGAGACCAGCCCGGGGCAUCCGCCCGACAGGCAGAACUCCAAGUUGGCCAAACGCCUAAAGCCACUGAAGGUUCGGAGGAUUAAAUCCGAAAAGCUUCACCUUAAAGACUUCAGGAUCAACCUGCCGGACAAGAACGUCCCUCCUCCCUCCAUCGAGCCUCUGACUCCGCCACCACAGUACGACGAAGUCCAGGAGAAGGCUUCUGAUGCCAGGCCACCUGACUGACGGCACCAUUCAGGUGUGUCCCUCCUGUCGCUCACUCUCCACACCACGGACCCCCAGUGAAGCCACUUCAGCUGCAGUGGAGAAGCGGAGGGGCCAAACGUACACACACUGAUGUGGAUGGGGGCAGGGGGUGUGGGGAGGGGCGGGGGGUAUCCGGUCACUAGGGACUGACGGACGUCCGUGGGACCUCACGUGGCAGGUGCACUGGGAGGAGCUUCUGCCUCAGAUCUGGGAUGUGGGCCC
Molecule: messenger RNA, 1569 nt
Organism: Lontra canadensis (Northern American river otter)
Lineage: Eukaryota; Metazoa; Chordata; Mammalia; Carnivora; Mustelidae
Gene: TMEM51
Product: transmembrane protein 51
Exons: 3
Coding region: 574-1326 (250 amino acids)
Source: RefSeq, a predicted model, not a curated record